AUGAAGUUGAAUCCCCUCAAGUACACCUUUGGGAUGGCUUCAGGUCAGUUCUUGGGGUAUAUUGUUAACCAAAGAGGAAUUGAAGCAAAUCCAGAAAUGAAAAAGCACCUCGGAGAGGCGCCCCUUUUGUCAAAACCUCAACCAGAAGAGUCACUGCUGCUGUAUUUGGCGGUUUCGGACGUGACGGUCAGCGCUGUCCUAGUUAGAGAAGAAAAUGAGCGCCAGUUGCGAGUAUACUACGCCAGCAAAGCACUCCUCCCAACUGAAAUACGCUACCCAGACAUGGAAAAAUUGGCACUUGCUCUCAUCACAGCCUCAAGAAAACUGAGGCCAUACUUCCAGACCCACUCGAUUGAAGUUCUCACCAACUUCCUAUUGAAGCAAGUGCUGCAGAGAACAUAUGCAUCAGGACGCAUGCUAAAAUGGUUUGCCAAAGCCCCAAAAAUGGAGGCAAAAAUGGAACCAACCGAGCUCCCAACAUGGAAACUGUUCGUAGAUGGAUCCUCAGGAGAGGUUGGCUCCGGGGCAGGAAUUGGCUUGGAAAGCCCAAAGGGUCACAAACUAAAUUGUGCGGUAAGGUUCGGCUUCAAAGCCUCGAGCAACGCUGCUAAAUAUGAGGCCCUUCUGGUAAGUCUUAGAUUUGCUAAGGAAAUGAAGGUCAGAAAGCUACUGGCAAGCAGGGAUUCUCAACUGAUAGUGAAUCAGGUCAAUGAAAGCUUUACGGCCAAAGACAACAGCAUGGUUGAAUACUUGAAAUUAGUUAUGUACCUAGUUCCUCAAUUUGAAAGGUUCGAACCGAUUCAAGUCCCACACCUAGAGAAUACAUAUGCAGACGCCCUUUCAAAAUUGGCCAGCAGCAAGGAUUCUGAGCUACUAAAGGACGUCCAUAUUGAACAUUUAUCGAAGCCCUCCAUUUUCGGAGGUGAAGAGGUACUAUGGAUAGAAGGCACCCCAUUAUGGAUGCAGUCCAUCAUCGCAUAUCUAAAGGAUCAAACACUACCUGCUUCUAGAAGCAAGGCGAGGAAGUUAAGAAGAAGGGCUGCACACUUCGUCCUGCAAAAGGAUAUGUUCUACAAAAGAGGCUUCGCCUCACCACUUCUCCGAUGUGUGGGAGGCGAAGAGACCACAUACAUACUUAGGAAAAUCCAUGAGAGAGUCUGUGGAAAUCACUCUGGAGGAACGGCUCUGGCACUCAACGUUCUCCGGAAAACACCAUUCUCAAUGACUUACGGAGCCGAGGCCAUGAGCCCGGUCAAGAUCAACACGAUAAGAAAACAGAAGCAACAAUACUUGGCAAAAAUUUCAUUUCAUUGA
Molecule: messenger RNA, 1314 nt
Organism: Olea europaea var. sylvestris
Lineage: Eukaryota; Viridiplantae; Streptophyta; Magnoliopsida; Lamiales; Oleaceae
Exons: 5
Coding region: 1-1314 (437 amino acids)
Molecular function (GO): nucleic acid binding; RNA-DNA hybrid ribonuclease activity
Source: RefSeq, a predicted model, not a curated record